CAAGAAAGACCCCCCCAACCCCAAGUACAAGUAUAAUUGAGAAACCCCAUUUGCUCACUCCACCCAAAAUGGCCCCCAAAUCAGAAACCCUAACUUCCUCUUCUUCUUCAUCAUUCCAAUCUGAUUCAUCAAUGGACUCAAUCGACCCAAUCCUUCACAUCCUCAGGAUCCUCCCCUACAGCUUCCUCCGAGUCCCUCGUCUCCGCCUCAAGAUCCCCUCCCUCACCCUCCCCUCCGCCAUGACCGUCUUCGCCCUCCUCCUCCUCACCUACUUCAUGGUCAUCUCGGGCAUCAUCUACGACGUCAUUGUCGAGCCCCCCGGCAUCGGCUCCACCCAGGACCGCCACACCGGCGCCGUCCGCCCCGUCGUCUUCCUCCCUGGCCGCGUCAACGGCCAGUACAUCAUCGAGGGUCUGUCCUCCGGCUUCAUGUUCGUCCUCGGUGGAAUCGGCAUUGUGCUCAUGGAUCUCGCGCUCGAUCGCAACCGCGCCAAGUCCGUCAAGGUCUCCUUCGCCACCGCAGGAAUCUCCUCAGUCGUUAUUGCGUAUGUGAUGAGUAUGCUUUUUAUUCGUAUUAAGAUCCCUGCUUAUCUUCAUUGAAUUAUUCAUCAUAAUGUUCUGUCGGGUUUUUAGCUCUGAGGAAGAUUUUGAAUUUUAUGGAAUUGGGUUUUGUAUGAAAUUAUGGAUCUGAUUUUAUAAUUUAACGGAAUGAAAGUUGAGUUUUUAUGAA
Cornus florida is the source of this 729-nucleotide messenger RNA. RefSeq lists its product as uncharacterized. The coding region runs from base 69 to 599 and encodes 176 amino acids. The record is from RefSeq and is a predicted model, not a curated record. Lineage: Eukaryota; Viridiplantae; Streptophyta; Magnoliopsida; Cornales; Cornaceae. Gene Ontology annotation, cellular component: oligosaccharyltransferase complex. The transcript has a single exon.